Molecule: messenger RNA, 1509 nt
Organism: Oncorhynchus mykiss (rainbow trout)
Lineage: Eukaryota; Metazoa; Chordata; Actinopteri; Salmoniformes; Salmonidae
Product: mitochondrial import inner membrane translocase subunit Tim17-B
Biological process (GO): protein import into mitochondrial matrix
Cellular component (GO): TIM23 mitochondrial import inner membrane translocase complex
Molecular function (GO): transmembrane protein transporter activity
Source: RefSeq, a predicted model, not a curated record
AUGGAGGAAUAUGCCCGUGAACCUUGGUAAAGUACAUUUCAGAUUAGGCUGAGAAAUAAGUAAACCGUUUUCAAUAUUGGUCCGAUCUCUCUUUAGCCAACAUACAUGGUUAAAGAGUAUGCUUCACCAUAUGGUUAUGCCUUUCAUGCCUGAGUCAUUACAAAAAUGAUGGUUGAAUUUACUAGCAGUAACCUUAAGAGAAAUCUGGUGCUUACUUGUCCUUUUUAUUUUUUAUUUAACCUUUAUUUAACUCCUUGCUUUAAAUGAGAAUUGAAAUCGAGAACCAACUUCUCUCGUUGAAAACGACAUAUGGUCAAACGUUUAUUCCAGUGCCAAAAAUGGACAAAGUUCCCUGGAGAAUAGUAGAUGAUUGUGGUGGUGCAUUCACCAUGGGGACAAUUGGCGGAGGGGUAUUCCAGUCAAUCAAGGGCUUUCGGAACGCUCCUGUGGGCUUUCAGCACAGACUAAAAGGUAGUGCCAAUGCUGUGAGAAUAAGAGCUCCACAGAUCGGCGGUAGCUUUGCUGUGUGGGGUGGACUUUUCUCAACGAUCGACUGUGGUCUGGUCCAUAUUCGAGGGAAAGAGGAUCCCUGGAACUCUAUAACUAGUGGAGCGAUGACUGGGGCAGUCCUGGCUGCACGCAGUGGGCCCUUGGCUAUGAUGGGGUCUGCUAUGAUGGGGGGCAUCCUACUGGCCCUGAUCGAGGGCUUUGGGAUCCUUCUGACCAGAUACACAGCACAGCAGUUUCAGAACCCAAGUCCCUUUGUGUAUGACCCCAGCCAGCUUCCUCCGAAGGAUGCCAGCCAACAGCAGACUGGGUUCCAGUAGAGCCCAACUUGGUCUGGAGCUAAUGAGCCUAGCUACAGCCCUGCAUACUGUGACAGUCUCUGACUAGAGAGGAGAGAGGUGCUCUGUCACCUGACCACACAGCUGUCAGCAACCUCAGGGGAAUGGAAAUAUCUAACCUAAGCCCCCAUCCUCUCAAUGGCAAUAAGAAUGUAGAUGCACUUUAGUGUUAUUCCUCAGGGCUAGAUUACAGUUGAUUUGAGUUAUUUAUGAAUAUAUGUUUGUGUAUACCGGGUACACCAGUGUUCCUUCUGACUAGUCCCGAAUAAUACACACUUUUAUCAGAUACAUUUAUGCCCAAACCCGUCAUUUCAUGGUGACUGUAAGAAUGUUGGUGCUUUAUUACCACAGCUACAGAAAUAGAAUGGGUAGCUGAAAAUGUAUAGGCAUUAAUACAGGCAUACAAGUAUGGGAUGCCAAGAUUUAGGAUUAGAAAUUCCCUCAAUCUUAUCAGAAGUGUCGUUCAGAAAUGUCGUUCAAAACGGAUGUAUUUUCUCUUGCUUGUAAAAUGCAAUGCACUGAGGGAGGAGAACUGCACUAUCAUUUCAUUUCCUCUCCUCUUUUAUAAUUGUAUGGCUUAUAAGGGUCUAAAUCACAUCCCAAACGCACCAAUGAUUUGUUUCCAUUUGUGAAACUCAAAUAGCUGGAAUGGAAUGUCAUGACC